AACGCGAUACGACUUUAGUGCACUCCUGUAAUAAGGUGAGGCCACACUAAUCAGUUUCGUCAACCUGGCCGUUUGUAUUUGUCGAUUUGGUUUUCGUGUCACUGCAUUUAGACUAUAACACUAUUCGAGUGUUAUACCAGUCGGUGAUUGCUCAGAGUGUUACUAAAAUAAAACGGACUCAAUGAAGUGUGGAGAGUGAUAACAAAUAUCAUUUAUGUAUACUUGUGUAUAACUCUCAGGGAAGAUAAGUGGUGAAGAUAAGAUCGAUAUUUGUUGGUGUGUUAAAAAGAGAAAAAUAGAAAAUAUAAUCGAAAUAUUGGUUUUGAAUAGUGCUGAAUAAUUGAUAGCCGAAAAGAUGGAUCGGACUAUGUAUGGCAAAAUUGAUCCAGGUGCAAGGCAACCUUAUCGUUGUACACUUAAACAGAAGGGAAUAUCACCAGCAUAUGCUCUCCUUGCCGACCUACAAAAUAGCGUUCCUGGCUAUGGAAGUAUAAGGACGCCACAAUCGCCCACAUAUCAACAUCAACAACGCGUCGUAACUGAAACGCGAUCUUCACCAUCUCCCGCAUAUAGUAAUAGCAAUCAAUAUUAUAAUCAAGGUAGUGGAUCACUUCCACGAUCGCAAAAUUCUCUACCACGCUCACAGACACCCCAACAAAGUAAUGCAGCGAACUUUUCGGAAUUGGAUUCAUUGCUUGAGGAUUUAAGCAAAGGACGCUAUAAUAACAGUUCUUUAGAGAAAAAAGAUUUGACAUCAACCCCUUAUAAUGGAAAAGUGAGUCCUUCGCCUUACAGCAACACUAGUUACAAUGAUUCAUUGCAACGGCCUACGGUUGAUAGCCUUCUUGAUGAAUUAUCGAACGCAAAUAAUUCUAGUCCCCUCUAUGCAGUGCCAAAUGGCACUCCGCCUACGGGGAAAGCCCCAACUCCUGGUAGACAUGUUACAAUUACUGUACGGGAAACGAAGACCGAAAAGAUAACUGGCCCUGAUGGAGACUCAGUGGCGAAAAUUGAUGAACAGGUCUUGCAACAAAAGGAUCAAUAUCAACUGAAUUCUUCACAACAAUCUUACUAUCCUGCAUCAGCAUCUUCAGCCACAAAAGAAUUAGAUGAUCUUAUGGCUUCACUGUCUGAUUUUAAGAUCAAUUCGGGCUCCCACCAUCAUCAGACGGUGACCGAUUACGCCAAGCCGAACAAAGGUGUUUCGCAUACCUCUACGCAACAGGUUCUAACCCAGACGUCUACCCUCAUCCACGAGCAGGCAGACAAACCACCAACCGAUCAGUUGGAUUCUAUGCUAGGAAAUCUUCAAGCCGACAUGAAUCGUCAAGGAGUAACCACAACACAAAAGGGAUGCUGCAAUGCAUGCGACAAACCAAUCGUUGGCCAAGUCAUCACAGCGUUGGGUAAGACAUGGCAUCCAGAGCACUUCACAUGCAACCACUGCAACCAGGAGCUGGGAACACGGAACUUCUUUGAACGGGAUGGAUAUCCAUACUGCGAACCUGAUUACCACAACCUAUUCAGCCCACGAUGCGCCUACUGCAACGGAGCUAUUUUAGAUAAAUGCGUAACCGCUUUGGAUAAGACUUGGCAUACAGAGCAUUUCUUCUGCGCUCAAUGUGGUCAACAAUUCGGGGAAGAGGGCUUCCAUGAGCGUGAUGGAAAGCCAUACUGUCGCAACGACUACUUCGACAUGUUUGCUCCAAAAUGCAACGGAUGCAACCGACCAAUCAUGGAGAACUAUAUCUCAGCCUUGAACGCGCAAUGGCAUGCCGAUUGCUUCGUUUGCCGGGAUUGCAAAAAACCAGUCCGGGGUAAAUCGUUCUAUGCAAUGGAAGGCAAGCCCGUUUGCCCUCCUUGCGUUGGAAUUGAGGAAGAAGAGGAAUAAAUCCAAUUACCCGAUCUUAGCGUUUAAACAAAUUUCAAUUCUACCAUCGAUUAACCGUUUAUGCAACGUAAAUACUUUUGGAAAUAAUCGACGAAAAUAUGAUGACUCGUCGUCGAUAAAUGAAACGUGAUGCAAACACUAUUACAACUGAGUCGCCGUCAUAUGAUUAUGCUCCCCAACACAUUAUGCUCCUGCUGUUCCCCCUUUUUAUUUUUCAGCUCAUCAUGGAUUCACAAAGUGUUAUGAAAUAGUCUAAACAGGAUGCACAAUUUACACCAUCAUAACCCUCUACUUUAUUCAAAAUGGAUACUCGUUUAUCCAUAACACAUGUUUUCUAAUAACAGUUUGAUAGGAGUUUCUAAGAAAAGGAAGUGAAGAGGUUUUUAUGAAAUAGGAUCUCUCUGUUAGGAACGAAGAAGAACGUUAUUUUGUAAAUAAAUUUGUUUGUAAUAAAAUAGAAAAAAAAAUAAAAAAAUAUUAAAAAAAAAACAAAACAAAACAAAAACACAAAAACAUAAAAAAAGAAA
Messenger RNA from Hermetia illucens (black soldier fly), 2418 nucleotides. RefSeq names its product transforming growth factor beta-1-induced transcript 1 protein (gene Pax). Gene Ontology annotation, molecular function: actin binding; muscle alpha-actinin binding. Gene Ontology annotation, cellular component: filamentous actin; Z disc; stress fiber. The transcript has 10 exons. The record is from RefSeq and is a predicted model, not a curated record. NCBI's taxonomy places the organism in Eukaryota, Metazoa, Arthropoda, Insecta, Diptera, Stratiomyidae. Gene Ontology annotation, biological process: muscle structure development; actin cytoskeleton organization. The coding region runs from base 356 to 1891 and encodes 511 amino acids.